GGGCCGCCGUAGUGACGUUCUUCUUCGUUUAGCAGGCGCCUUCUGACCAUUAAGCUACAACAAGCUAGCGUCUGAAAAAAACAAUUGAAUGAAGUUGAGAGAUUCGUCGUGAGGAUGGAGAGUAUAAAUGCCAAAUACGUGUCCCAGAAAAUCAGCAAGACCAGAUGGAAACCUGUAUCGCAUUCGACGUUGCAGCAACCAGAAAUCUUUGCUACCGGAUCGUGGGACAACGAGGAGAACAAGAUUUCCCUCUGGUCCAUUGGAAACCAUGAAAACGUUGCCAUGGAUGAUGGCAAUGAAGGAGAUCCACAGGUUCUGUGUGAACACAAACACGAUGGUGAUGUUUUAGACCUUCAGUUUCUCGACCAAGACAGAAUUGUCACAGCAUCAUCAACCGGAGCAGUCACCAUCUACCGCCACCACCCAAACACUCAGACUCUCUCAGUAUCACAGCACUGGGCGAGAGCACAUCGAUACCCCUGUGACAGCGCCCCCUGUACCAGCGUGGUGUGCAGCAGUCCUGAGAUUGUGACUGUCGGUGAAGAUGGCAGGAUCGUUGUGUUCAGAGCUGACCAUGAAGGAGUGGUCCAAACGAUAGAGAAUGCAGACAGCAGCACCAUCCAUGCAGUGACGUAUCUGAGGACCACAGAGAUUUUAACGGUGAACUCCAUCGGACAACUCAAGAUGUGGGAUCUCAGACAACACAGCAAGUCGCCAUCACAGAUUUUCUCCUUGUCAGGGGACAGAGUUCCUCUGCACUGUGUGGACAGGCAUCCAAACCAGCAGCACAUUGUGGCCACAGGAGGUCAGGACGGCAUGCUGUGUGUUUGGGAUGUCAGACAAGGCAACAGUCCCUUCUCACUCAUGGAAGCACACUCUGCUGAAAUGUGGGAGGUCCAUUUCCAUCCAACCAACCCAGACCAUAUGUUCACCUGCUCAGAGGAUGGUUCACUGCUCCACUGGGAGACAUCUUCACAGUCAGAUCUGCCCUCUUUCCUACAAGGGAACAGAAACAACAGUAUGAUCUCUCGCAGUGCUAUGCCAUCAGCUGGAGGAAACCAGUCCAUCAUCAGCGCCUGGCUGAGCGGAGACUCCAGUAAAAGCCGCCUGGAGACAACACACAUGCUUCCCAGCCAAACGCUGUCAGUCAACAGUCUGGACGUGCUCGGGCAUUAUCUUGUCUGUGGGACUGACGGAGAAGCUAUUUUUGUCCACAGGCAAAUCCCAGUGUGAAAGUGUAUAUUCUCGGGCUAUUAUCAGCAAGUUAAUUUUGACCAACUUGACUUAGUCCAGCUAUUCUGUUUGUAUGGAUGUACUGUAUUUGUUAUAAAAACCUUUGAUAAAAAUAAAAAAAUUAAGUUUACAAACAUAA
This is a messenger RNA of Cynoglossus semilaevis (tongue sole), 1372 nucleotides long. RefSeq names its product nucleoporin 43 (gene nup43). Gene Ontology annotation, cellular component: nuclear pore outer ring. Lineage: Eukaryota; Metazoa; Chordata; Actinopteri; Pleuronectiformes; Cynoglossidae. The record is from RefSeq and is a predicted model, not a curated record. Gene Ontology annotation, molecular function: protein binding. The coding region runs from base 115 to 1233 and encodes 372 amino acids. The transcript is spliced from 8 exons.